Molecule: messenger RNA, 2292 nt
Organism: Quercus lobata
Lineage: Eukaryota; Viridiplantae; Streptophyta; Magnoliopsida; Fagales; Fagaceae
Exons: 4
Coding region: 1-2292 (763 amino acids)
Molecular function (GO): protein dimerization activity
Source: RefSeq, a predicted model, not a curated record
AUGUGGGAUUUUGCCAUAGAAGCUGUUGUUUCGGAGAUUGAUGAUCCUAAGGAAGGUGAGGUUGCUGAUGAAAGGCUGGGAUGCACGGACGCAGCUCCAGACCCAGCGCACCUACAUCCGACACGGCAGGACGCGGCGAUGCGGGAGGGACGCCGCAAACCGCGCAUCCGUGCCGCGUCGUGCCACAUGGAUUUCCCGACUUGCGCCGACGUGGCUCAAAUUGGGCCGUACCAACUGUAUCGGCAAAAACCGCCGAAAUGGCCGGUUCAAGCCGAAACGUAUGUGACUAAAGUAGAAAAACCACCUGGUGCUUCUGUUAAAUCAGGUGGAAACACAUACUUUAAGUGCAACUAUUGUGAUAUAGUUUUUAUGGGAUCCUAUUCUAGGGUUAAGGCUCAUUUAUUACAAAUUUCUGGCAAAAGUAUUAGAGCAUGCGUUAAGGUGUCAAAGAGCCAUAGGUUGGAAAUGCAGCGAAUGCAUGAUCAAGUUGAGAAUAAUAAGUUAGAGAGAGAACAGAGAAGUCAAAUUCUCUUACCCCCACCUCCCCCAAACUGUGGGAUACCUAUUUCCCCAUUUUGGAGACAGGAAGGGAGUGAUAGUAGUCAUAGUACAAAUCCGGUUGAUGCUAAGAGGAGGAAGGUGACUAUGAAUACUACUUUGGAGAAAGCAUUCCAAAAUAAUGCUAGACAUGAUUUGGAUAGCAGAAUUGCUAGGAUGUUUUACACCGGUGGGCUUCUGUUUAACUUUGCAAGGAACCCACAUUAUCGUAGUUCCUAUACAUUUGCUGCUACCCAUAGCAUUCCGGGUUAUCUUCCUCCUGGAUACAAUGCCUUGAGAACAACACUUUUGCAAAAAGAAAGAGCUCAUGUUGAAAGACUUUUGAAACCAAUUAAGGACUCUUGGCUUGAAAAUGGUGUAAGUAUAGUUUCUGAUGGAUGGUCAGAUUCACAAAGGAGGCCUCUUAUUAAUAUUAUGGCUAUAUCAGAUGGGGGUCCAGUGUUUAUAAAGGCAAUUGAUGGGUCAGGUGAGUUCAAAGACAAACUUUAUAUUGCUGGGGUGUUGAAGGAUGCUAUAAAAGAGAUUGGACAUGAAAAAGUUGUCCAAGUCAUCACUGAUAAUGCUAAUGUGAUGAAGUUUGUUGGAGCUCUUAUUGAAGGUGAGUAUUCUAAAAUACUUUGGACACCUUGUGUUGUCCACACUCUCAAUCUAGCUUUGAAGAAUAUUUGUGCAGCAAAAAACACUGAAAAGAAUGAAGUUACAUAUGAGGAAUGUAGUUGGAUUACACAUGUUGCUGAUGAUGCAUCCUUCAUACGUGUUUUUAUCAUGAACCAUUUAAUGAGGUUGGCAAUGUUUAAUGAAUUUUGUCCAUUAAAACUGCUCCAAGUUGCUGAUACUAUAUUUGCUUCGGUGGUUGUAAUGUUGAAAAGGUUGAAGUUGAUAAAAAGAUGCCUUCAAGCCAUGGCUAUUAGUGACCGAUGGGCUUCUUAUAGGAAGGAUGAUGUUGGAAAAGCUCAAAAGGUGAAAGAUAUGAUUCUAAGUGAUCUUUGGUGGGAUAAUAUUGAUUAUAUCCUUGAAUUCACAGCACCCAUUUACGAUAUGCUACGAAUAACCGACACAGAUAAGUCUUGUCUUCAUCUUGUGUAUAAGAUAUGGGAUUCAAUGAUAGAGAAGGUGAAGGCAGUAAUAUAUCGACAUGAAGGCUUGGAAGAUGAUCAAUAUAGCUCAUUUUGGGGUGUGGUGUAUUACUCCAUUGAAUGGCUUUCGGAGAAUCCAAAACGCAUCCCUCCACAUCAGGAUCAUGAAAUUUCUAUGGAAAGAAGCAAGUGUUUGGAGCGAUACUUUGAAGAUGAGAAUGACUUAACGGUGGUGAAGUUUGAGUUUGCUAAAUUUUCAGGAGGGAAGUUUCCUUCACCAGGUGCCUUGACAGAUAGGUGGGCCUUACAACCUUUGGUUUGGUGGCAAUACCAUGGCUUUGCAUUUCCAACUCUUCAAACCCUUGCCCUUAAACUUCUUGGACAACCUUGCUCAUCCUCAUGUGUUGAGAGAAAUUGGAGCACAUACAAAUUCAUUCAUUCCUUAAAAAGAAACAAAAUGGCUCCUGCAUACGCUGAGGAUUUGAGCGACAUACAUGGAGGAGCUGGAAUUCUUGAGAAUGCAGCUCUUACACUUGAUGAGCCAGAGUUGGAGGCCAUGGUUAUUGGGAAUGUUAACACUAGUGCUACUACUAGUGAAGUUCGAAGUGAAGUUCGAAGUGAAGCUAUUGAUCUUGAGAAUGAUGAUCUUUGUGUUUGA